UAGUUGAACAAAGAGGUAUAACGUGGGGGUACAUGACUUGGGGCCCCGGACCCGACGGGCCCCGGGUGGCGAAGGCGAAAGUGUGCUGCGUAUAUAAGGCCAAGAACCGACGGCAAUCAGCAUCCAGUUCACUCCUGGACGCACCCGGAACAUCGCGAGAGCAAAAAUGAGAAUCCUGAUUUGCGUGGCAGUUGCCGCCCUCGUGGUCACGACAGUAUUGUCGGAGGAGACCGCGAAAGUCGAGAAGUCAGUGGAAGCGAAGUCCGUAGGCGAGAAGAAGCAAGAGAAGCGCGGGCUGUUAGGUCUUGGUUAUGGUUACAGCUAUGAUGGUGGAUACGAUAUUGGAUCUGGUGGACACAUCGGCCUCGAUAUAGGCGGUGGACAUGGUGGAUACGGCGGUGGAUAUGGUGGAUACAGCGGUGGAUAUAUCAGCGGAGGAUAUGGCGGUGGAUACGGCGGUGGAUACAGCGGUGGAUACGGCGGUGGAUAUGGUCACGAUCACGUAAAGACCGUGACUGUAGUGAAGAACGUCGCCGUGCCAUAUCCCGUAGAGAAACAUGUACCCUAUCCGGUAGAGAAGCCCGUACCGGUCCCCGUCAAAGUGCCCGUACCGCAACCGUACCCAGUCGAGAAACACGUGCCUUAUCCCGUCAAGGUCUUCGUGAAGGUGCCCGUUCACAUACCCCAGCCGUAUCCGGUAGAGAAGAAGGUUCCCUACCCAGUUCAUGUACCGGUCGAUCGUCCUGUCCCGGUCAAGGUUUUGGUACCGCAGCCUUAUCCCGUAGAGAAACACAUUCAUGUCCCGGUAAAAGUACCAGUACCGCAGCCGUAUCCCGUCGAGAAACAAAUCCCGGUACCAGUGAAAGUUCCGGUUCACAUACCUCAACCUUACCCGGUCGAGAAGCUCGUACCUUAUCCAGUCAAAGUCCCAGUCGAUCGUCCCGUUCACAUCCCAGUUUUCAAGCCUUACCCCGUGCACAUCGAAAAGCAUGUGCCUUAUCCAGUCGAAAAGCCAGUACCUUACCCCGUGAAGGUCCCAGUUGACAGGCCGUACCCCGUCCCGGUCGAGAAACCCGUGCCAGUCGCUGUUAAGGUGCCAGUACCGCAUCCGUAUCCAGUCGAAAAACCAGUGCCUUAUCCGGUCGAGAGACCUGUGCCGGUAGCAGUCAAGGUCCCGGUCGACAGACCGUAUCCCGUUCAUGUCGAGAAGCACGUACCUUAUCCGGUAGAGAAGCCCGUGCCUUACCCGGUUAAAGUGCCGGUAGCUGUACCGGUGCACCACGAACACCACGGACACCACGGACACGAGGGCUACAUCUCCGGUGGAUACGAGGGUGGCGAUAUAAGCUACGGUGGCUACGGUGGAUACGGUCAUCACUAAUGUCACAAUUCCCGGUUGGUCAUCUGUCGUCGUUGCACAAGAAACUCUCCACCGCGCACGAUGACGGAUAACCGCGAGGAUCUUGUCUUAGAAUAUGAAGAACCGAUUCGAAACGUUGCCGUGCGGCGCAGCGAAAUCCGCCACUUUGUACCUGGAUCGGAUCGGAGACGAUCUCCGGUAGACGAUCGCGUACUCCGAUUCCCAUGAUAAUCGCAACGAAAGCGCGGCACGGCAACGUGUGCCAGUUAGAAAGAACGAAUGAUUAAUAGGAAUGUACUCUUUAGCGAUCUUCGCUCGAGAGCUCGCUUGUCUUACUUUUGUACCGAUAAUAGCAAAAUAUGUAUUUUUUUACAGAAAAUC
Messenger RNA from Camponotus floridanus (Florida carpenter ant), 1741 nucleotides. Its product is annotated as proline-rich protein 4. Bases 167 to 1381 code for a protein of 404 amino acids. Lineage: Eukaryota; Metazoa; Arthropoda; Insecta; Hymenoptera; Formicidae. The record is from RefSeq and is a predicted model, not a curated record. The transcript has 2 exons.